AGUGUCGCUCUCUCCCAGUACUCCCAGUGUCGCUCUCUCAGCUCUCCUCCUCUCCCCAGUGUCUCUCUCCAGUGUCUCCCCAAUCCCUCUCCCCAAUCCCCUCCCCAGCCUCACUCUCCCCAAUCCCCCUUCCCAAGUGUCUCUCUCCCAUCACUCCCCAGUGUCUCUCUCCAGUGUCUCCCCAAUCCCUCUCCCCAGUGUCUCUCCCACCUCUCCCCAAUCCUCCUCCCCAGCGGCACUCUCCCCAAGCCCCUUCCCCAGUGUCCCUCUCCCAUCACUCCCCAGUGUCUCUCCCCAAUCCCCCUCCCCAGUGUCUCUCUCCCCAGUGUCUCUCUCCCAUCACUCCCCAGUGUCUCUCCCCAAUCCCCCUCCCCAGUGUCUCUCUCCCAUCACUCCGCACAGUGUCUCUCCCCAAUCCCCCUCCCCAGUGUCUCUCUCCCCAGUGUCUCUCUCCCAUCACUCCCCAGUGUCUCUCCCCAAUCCCCCUCCCCAGUGUCUCUCUCCCCAGUGUCUCUCUCCCCAGUGUCUCUCCCCAAUCCCCCUCCCCAGUGUCUCUCUCCCAUCACUCCGCACAGUGUCUCUCCCCAAUCCCCCUCCCCAGUGUCUCUCUCCCCAGUGUCUCUCUCCCAUCACUCCCCAGUGUCUCCCCAGUGUGUCUCUCCCAGCUCUCCCCAAUCUCGGGUCGAUAUUUCCCGGAACGCCACGUGACUCGGCUUGGUGGGCUUUGGCUGGGCCGGCUUGCGGAGUGCGGAUUAGCGACGCAAGGCACUGCUACGAGAGUACAAGCGUGGUGUGCGUAGGGUGGAGUGGCCGAGCGAGGACGAUGAACCAGGCUGCGGAGUCUGGGCCAUGGGAGCGGAAGGAGCGGCUGGGUGCCGGGGGCUUUGGCCAUGUGUGCAUGUGGCAGAACAAGGACAAUGGAGAGCAGCGAGCUGUCAAGACCUGUCGGAUGGAACUGAGUCCCAGGAAUCGGGAGCGAUGGGUUCUGGAGAUUCAGAUCAUGAAGAGGCUGAACCACCCAAACGUGGUGUCAGCACGCGAGGUUCCCGAGGAGAUGGAGAAGGCGCUGGGUCCCAGGGACCUGCCCCUGCUCGCCAUGGAGUACUGCUCCGGCGGAGACCUGCGCAAGGUGCUGCUGAAGCCAGAGAACUGCUGCGGGAUGAGGGAAUGUGACGUCAUGGCCGUCAUCUACGACAUCUCCCAAGCAGUGCAGUAUCUGCACACCAACCGCAUCAUCCACCGCGACCUGAAGCCCGAGAAUAUCGUGCUGCAGCAGCAGCAGGACCGGGUCAUCUACAAGAUUAUCGACCUGGGCUAUGCCAAGGAGCUGGACCAGGGCAGCUUGUGCACCUCCUUCGUGGGGACUCUGCAGUACUUGGCCCCCGAGCUGUUCGAAGGGCAGAAGUACACGGUGUCGGUGGACUACUGGAGCUUUGGCACCGUCGUGUUUGAGUGCAUCACCGGAUUCCGCCCCUUCCUGCCCAACAUGCAGCCCGUGCAGUGGCACAGCAUCGUGAUACGGAAAGGCCCCCACGACAUUGUGGCUGUGGAGGAGAUGAACCGAGAUAUCAAGUUCUCCAGCCACAUCCCAGCGCCCCACAACCUUAACUCUGUGUUGGCGGUGCAGCUGGAGCACUGGCUGCAGCUCAUGCUCUUCUGGAACGCUCGGCAGAGGGGCGGCCCUGUGGAUGAAGGCACGGGACGGCCCACGUGCUUCCUCAUCCUCGACACCAUCCUCACGAGCAAGACGGUGCACAUCCUCAACAUGGUGACGGGGGAGGUGCUGGCGUACACGGUGCGGCCCGAUGAGUCCCUGCAGCACCUGCAGGAGCAAGUGAUGGCAUCCACCACCAUCCCCGUGGCCGACCAGGAGCUGCUGUUUGAGACGGGCAUCAUGCUGGACCCUCGCAAGCCCGUGGACCAGUGCCUGCCCGAGGGUUGCUGGAACAUGUCGCUGGUCUACCUGUUCGACAAGAGCAGGGAAGAAUACGGAGUUCAGUUGAGGGUUCCCAAAAUACCUGACCUCGUUAGCUACAUCGUGUCCGAGUCGAAGACGCUGCUGUCGUACAUGCAGCAGCGCAGGGCGUUUGGCCAGGCCUACCACUACGUGCGCAGCAUGAAGGAGCACCUGGGCCGCCUGCAGCAGGGACAGAGGGCCGCCAUGCUCAGCCUCCUGCGCUACAACAGCAGCUUGACGAAACUGCGCAGCUUCACGGCCGCCCUGGCUCAGCAGCUCAAGGCCAAGCUCGAGUUCUUCCUCAGCAGCCUUCAACUCGACCUGGAGAAAUACGAGGAGCAGAUGAACUCCGGCAUCUGUGAGGGCAUGCCGAGUGGGCUCGAAGCCUCAAAGAAGAUGCACAGCGCGUGGCUGGAAAUGAAGGAGAAGGCCAAGGCGCUGGUGCAGAACACGGAGGUGGUGGAGGUGGACGAGAAGCUGCUGGCCGUGCAGGGACAGAUCGUCGCACUGCAGCGCAGCCCCACAGCGCGGCGGCAAGGCGACGUGCUGGAGAACACGGAGCAAAAGGCAAUGGAGCUGUACAAACAACUGCGAGAGAAGCCGAGCGACCAACGUGUGUAUGGAGACAGCGUGGAGAUGGUGAAGCUGAUAAUACAUGCCGUGCAGAACUUGGAGAAACUCAUGAAGGAGCUCUGCCUCUUCCUAGGUAAGAUGGUGGUUUGUAAAAAUGAGAUCAGCUCGCUGAUGCCACGCCUGGAGGAGUCUGUGGAGUGCAUGAAGGAGGCGGACCGCGCCCUCACACGCAUGCAGGACAAGCGGCAGAAGGACAUCUGGUCGCUGCUCAAGUUCGCCAUGGCUAAGAGCAAGCAGUCUCCUAUGAGCGCCAGCCCGGACUCAGGCUCCCUGGGACAGGUGCCCCUGUGGCCAUCUUCGCCGCCCGGCGCCAGCACAACCUCCGCUUCCUCCAGCUCCGCUAACGUCAACGGCGUCGCCAGCGCUGCUGCCGCGGUGGCUCCCUCCGGCCCCACCCCCGGCCCCACCACCCCCAACUCCUUGCACUCCAUGGCUGCCGAGCGAUGUGAGGCGUCUCUGAUGUUGAUCGCUGAGGGCCACAGCCAGAUGAGCCGCUGCGUCGAUGUCAUCCAGGAGACUCUGCGUGAGCAGAAGCUGGACCUCAAGACCUUGGACUGGAGCUGGCUCUCAAGCUAGCGACUGGAGUCGCCACACACACACGUGUCACAUGGAGCAGGAGAAGACGAGCAGAACCGGCGGAUGGGUUUUGCUAUGGCUUGGGCAGGACACGCGCACCACCAGCAGUUUGGUGUUGGACUUGGGCGCUCUGUAGCUUUAUCGCCUCGCGUUAUCUGCAUGUGAGGACUUGCGUGAACCCUUUCAAAUGCAACAAAUGAAAAAACACUAUUUUUUAACUGCUGUAUAUUACAUUUUUGGACUUUCUCUCUUAACCUCUUUUUAUAUUUUUUUGACAAGACUAUGUAGAAAUGAGGUGGCUGCGGCUCAGCUGGUUCAUGGUGUAGAAAUGUCUUAGAAUUAAUAAAACAAAUCUAAAUAGAAUCUUCUGUUCCACAGUACGUACUGCCAGUAUUGAUGGUGACACGCUAGAUAACGUUCCCUCGACUGGUUCGUAGCUCAAAUCGUCGUUGAUUUAAUUGCCAAUAAAGCUCUAUCGGUAAAAUUCCCAUUGGCUCGAAUUUGAUACAGAGGUUUAGGUUCAUUAUGACAGUGUCGAGGAUUACUGGACCGUUUUACAAUGUAAUUUGAUUGUGUAUUAUUGGUUCAAACAUGUCGAUGGUCUGCCAUUCCGGUGUUGCAAUUUGAGGGGUUUAUACGUCAGGGAUGGCAUUGAAACGUGCGUCUUUCUAGCCAGGUUGAAAACGUCACAUUUAAGAGUUGGGAGAACCGAGCUCAAUGUUUGAGUUGUAGGUUUUGAUAAAUGGUGCCUUGUAGGCUGGUUUUAGGUUUUGGCAGCGCACGCAAGCUCAUGGCCUUCGACCUUUGCUUCGGAGUUGAGAUUGGUGGUGUAGCCACGCAGGUUUUAUCACGCGCUUGAAGCCUCUCCUGCGGCUGCAGGGGCGGCACGGUGCGCAGGAGGUGGCAGAAGGACAACGUGGGUCUGGGACCCAUCUGUGCAGGGUUUUAAAAGUUUUUUUGUGUUUUUUGUCCUCCCAGUGACUGGCCACAACAACCCCAAUGCAGGACCAACCUCCCCCCCCCCUAAAAGCCUGGAGGCUCACUGAUAUGUUCUGUGAUAAAUAAAUAAAUUUUAUUCCUGUUGUUUCCAACAGUUUGAGAGGUAGGUGGACUGGCUUUGCGAUUAACCUUCAUUGUGGGAACUGUUGAGGUGGAGAAUUGUGCCUGAAUGAAAUGUACCUAGAACAUCAAAGUGUGCCGUGUUCAGGAUGUUUAAUCAAAUGCCGCUAUGAUCCGAUACGUAAGGCAAGUUUAGAGGGUUGGAGACGUGACCUGGUUGUUGGUGGUGGUUAUCAGUAGAGUUAUCUUUGUACAGGAACAUUUUGACAGUGCUGCAAUAUGUGUAUAAACCUCCACCGUAUUAUAGAACUCUGUGAUGCGUUAGGUGCACGAGUUCCUCUGACACGGUUUUUGUUUUAUGUUGCCGUUCGUGUUAUUUCUGUAAAUUUAAAUACCCGUUCUUAUGGACGUCAUUGAUUGCAUUGCAUGGGGCUUUCCUACGCUCGCUAUUGUAUGUUAUAAUAUUAAAAUGUGGAUUUAAGAAGAUGAAAUGCAUUGGGUUAAGUGUAGUGUCUAAACUACAAUCCUCACACGACUCCUUACGGUAUUUACAUACAUGUAACUCCAUAACACACUCAUGUAACUCAAAAUAUAACACUCUCAAAUAUCUUCUUGGUUCUUUCGGUAAAGUCACGUAGAAGGGA
Molecule: messenger RNA, 4869 nt
Organism: Lethenteron reissneri (Far Eastern brook lamprey)
Lineage: Eukaryota; Metazoa; Chordata; Hyperoartia; Petromyzontiformes; Petromyzontidae
Gene: IKBKB
Product: inhibitor of nuclear factor kappa B kinase subunit beta
Biological process (GO): peptidyl-serine phosphorylation; tumor necrosis factor-mediated signaling pathway; positive regulation of transcription by RNA polymerase II
Cellular component (GO): IkappaB kinase complex; cytoplasm
Molecular function (GO): IkappaB kinase activity; protein binding; ATP binding
Source: RefSeq, a predicted model, not a curated record